Messenger RNA from Betta splendens (Siamese fighting fish), 2863 nucleotides. It is a transcript of the gene nucb2a, whose product is annotated as nucleobindin 2a. NCBI's taxonomy places the organism in Eukaryota, Metazoa, Chordata, Actinopteri, Anabantiformes, Osphronemidae. Gene Ontology annotation, cellular component: extracellular exosome; endoplasmic reticulum-Golgi intermediate compartment. Bases 148 to 1632 code for a protein of 494 amino acids. The transcript has 13 exons. The record is from RefSeq and is a predicted model, not a curated record. Gene Ontology annotation, molecular function: calcium ion binding.
ACAGACAGCCGCAGGAACCAAUAGGGUUAAAGCAAACACGUACGUAACCUAGCCUGGUGGCUAGCGAGCUAGCUUCCGAUAGAACUACAGCUGAAAGGAAGCAACGACAGGACAGCAGAGCACAAGGGGUCCAGGAUUCAUAAUAAAAUGUGUUGGAGCCGGGCCCUUCUCACCAGCUGGGUGCUGCUGCUGGUCCACCUGCUGUGCCUAGAGGCAGUGCCCAUCAGCAUAGACAAGACAAAAGUCAAACAACCGGAGACGCACACCGAGGAGCCCCCAGUCAGUGCGGACACUGGACUCCAUUAUGACCGCUACUUGAGGGAAGUCAUUGAUUUUCUAGAAAAAGAUCAGCAUUUCAGAGAAAAGCUACACAACACAGAUAUGGAGGACAUCAAGCAAGGUAAACUGGCCAAGGAGCUCGACUUUGUCAGCCAUCACGUCAGAACAAAGUUAGAUGAGCUGAAGAGACAGGAAGUGAACCGGCUCCGGGCCUUGAUCAAGGCGAAGCAAGACCUUGAAGGAGGAAAUGACAUUGCAGGCGAUCACCAGGCUCUACUAAAACAGUUUGAGUACUUGAACCACAUGAAUCCACAUACAUUUGAGGUGGAAGACCUGGAUCGACUCAUCAGAUCGGCCACAAAGGACCUGGAGAACUACGACAAAGAGAGACACGAGGAGUUCAAGAGGUAUGAAAUGAUGAAAGAGCACGACAGACGUGAACACUUGAAAACACUGGAUGACAAUGAAAGAAAAAAAGAGGAGGAGCACUAUGAGGAGCUGAGGAAGAAGCACGCAGACCAUCCUAAAGUCAACCAUCCAGGGAGUCAGAAUCAACUGAAGGAGGUGUGGGAGGAAGCUGAUGGCUUAGACCCUGAAGACUUUGACCCCAAGACAUUUUUCAACCUGCAUGACACCAACGGAGAUGGCUUCUUCGAUGAACAGGAGCUGGAGGCAUUGUUCACCAAAGAGCUGGAAAAAAUUUAUGACCCCACCAACGAGGAGGAUGAUAUGGUGGAGAUGGAAGAAGAGAGGCUACGGAUGAGAGAGCAUGUUAUGAAUGAGGUGGAUACUAACAAAGACAGACUGGUCUCGAUGGACGAGUUCCUGGUUGCUACAAAGAAGAAAGAAUUCUUGGAGCCAGAUAGCUGGGAGACCCUGGAGCAGAACCAGGCUUACACUGAUGACGAGAUGAGAGAAUUCGAGGAGCAUCUCGCUCAACAGGAACGAGACCUCCGUCAGAAAGCCGGGGACCUCCAGAAACAGAGAGAAGAGCUGGAGAGACAACAAGACCAGCUUAAUAUUCAGAAGAUAGAGCUGCAGCAGGCAGUUAAGCAUAUGGAACGGCUGAAAUCACAGAAUGUAGAGCCACCUCCAGAGAUUCAAGGCAAUGAGGUCUCAGAGAUACAACCUGCUGACAAUCAGUUGCAUCCAGUUGGUAACCAGUUGCAUCCUGAACAAGAGGCCCAACAACAAGGAUCAGAGGGUCAGCUGCCACCCCAAGCUCAUCACAAUACACUUCAGGAGCCGCAUGAACAGCAAAAUAAAGACCAGGCCCAGCAGGCGUUGCCCCAGACAAAUCAGGAUCUACCACCAGGCCACCAUGACGCACAGGGCCAGCAUCACCUGCCAUAACAAUGCUGUUAAAACUUGACCGUCCGCAACCAGACUCAUGCAGCGUCUCCACCGCGUGCCGGGGAAGAGGCCCAGUACGCAACUAGAGGGCACAAGGAUGAAGGAAAGCGUCACAAACGGAAGCCCUGUUGAAAUAACUGCAAUCUUUGGAUUGCACAACAGUUGUACACCAGGAAACUGACCAACUAAGGAAGUACGUCUACGGAUGUGCACACUUUGUUGUGUUUAACUACAUUAGAAGAAAUUGGCAAUGCGUGCUUUUGUGACUUGUUUGAUUAAUAAACUCAAUGAAUACAUAGUGCAGCUGUUGAGGGAGAAUAAGUGUAAAAGUAAUUUGAACUUUAUCAUUUUACCCAGACACUUAAAAAAAGAAAAUUAUUUUACAUCACCAAAAAGUAAGAUCUUUACCAGGAAGCCCAGUUGAUACUUUUGCUUAAUAUUCUUUUUGCGAGAAGCCCAUAUGCUGUUUACCUACAUUUCAGUAUACACUCCCCACUGCAGUUUAAUUUAACAGAUUUCUGUUAAUUUUCACUUCAAACGACAUAAAGGUGCUAGCUACUUGUAUAAUAGAUUUGCCUGCAAAAUUAGCAUGUUCUGUAUCCACACAACCAUAAAAACAAUGUUUUCAGCGUGACUGUAUGUUGAAUUUAUACAUAUGUUACGCAGAUUUAAAAUUUUGGUCUCUUCAUAAAGAAAUGUGUUUCAAGUUUGUUUAAAAGAUCAUUGUGUCUUUUAUUUCAUAAAAUGGUUUUGAUGUUUACCCAUUUCAAAUAAGCUAAGGUGUAGAUCUGUUUGGGUGUCUACAACAAAAUUAUUUGAAGCAAUUGUUGGAUUAGGUAAACGCCAGGCAACAGCAUAUUUUAGUAAUUAAAUUUUCCUGGUCUUAAUUUUUGUUUUACAAAUGACCACUUUAGUGUGAUUGCUGUGCUAUGUUGGUUGCUUUUUUUUCUUGUAAUGAUGUUGUUUGUCACAGCUAGGAUAUGGUGACCAUGGACGUGUCCACAACUCUGCCUUACUGUGGUUUUGCUUCAUACAAAAUUUGAUAUGGAAUACUUUUUUUUUUCCUGCAGUGUCAUCUUUUUUCUGUGACAAGUGUUCCUUUGAAACAACACUGCACCAUAAUUUGCACAAAUUGUACAGGUGGUGUUUCUGAUCGCUUGCUGCUGGAUAAAGUCAUUUUAUCAAACUGUACACCUCAGUUCAACAUAAUAAAAAGAUGUGACCUCCUCUA